GAAGAUUAGGGAUUAGAGUGGGCGAGAGAGAGAGAGAGGGGGAGAGAUGUCGUAUUUGCUUCCGCACUUGCACUCCGGAUGGGCCGUCGAUCAGGCCAUCUUGGCCGAAGAAGAGCGUCUCGUUAUCAUCCGAUUCGGUCACGACUGGGAUGAGACCUGCAUGCAGAUGGAUGAAGUUUUGGCUUCAGUUGCUGAGACAAUAAAGAAUUUUGGUGUGAUAUACCUUGUGGACAUCUCACAGGUACCUGAUUUCAACACAAUGUACGAGCUGUAUGAUCCGUCGACAAUCAUGUUCUUCUUCAGGAACAAGCACAUAAUGAUUGAUCUUGGAACCGGGAACAACAAUAAAAUCAACUGGGCUCUUAAAGAUAAGCAGGAGUUUGUUGAUAUUGUUGAGACUGUGUACCGUGGGGCAAGGAAAGGCCGUGGUUUGGUUAUUGCACCUAAAGAUUACUCCACCAAGUACCGCUACUAAGUGUUUACAGAAGUUAUUGGCCUGAUUCUGUUGAAAUAAUAUGUUUGAUUAUGAAAGUGCAAUGUGCUUGUUAUCAAAAGUUUAUGCCGUUCCAGGUUUGGACAAACAGUGUAUAUUAAACAGACAUUUCUGAAACCCUGUUGUAUUGUUAACAUGAACAACUUUCCGGAUUGCAGAUUUAUGACUAUAACUAUGAUCUCUAUUCGAGGAAUUACUCAA
Molecule: messenger RNA, 694 nt
Organism: Mercurialis annua (annual mercury)
Lineage: Eukaryota; Viridiplantae; Streptophyta; Magnoliopsida; Malpighiales; Euphorbiaceae
Product: thioredoxin-like protein YLS8
Exons: 2
Coding region: 47-475 (142 amino acids)
Biological process (GO): mRNA splicing, via spliceosome
Cellular component (GO): U4/U6 x U5 tri-snRNP complex; spliceosomal complex; U5 snRNP
Source: RefSeq, a predicted model, not a curated record